AUGGGUUGUGGAGGUUCAGCUCCUGCUAACAAAGACAAGCAUGUGGGUGCAGAUCCACCAAAACCUUCAGAGCAUUCGGAACAUUCAAAACCUUCAGAUCCUUCAGAUCCUGCUGAUGCUACUCGAUUUAAGCAGUUUUGCACACUUCCACUACAUGACAAGGAUAAGCCAGUUGCUGCUGCAGCAAUUAGGGUUACCGACCCCAAGUGUAUUUCGGAUAUUUUACCUCCGGAAUUCCUUGAGGGAAAGAAGGUGCAUAAUGAAUUUUGUGCAAUUACUCUCUCCUUCGAUGAUGGAAAGCCGGAGGAUGAAGGCCUUUUUGAGAAGUUGAAGGAAUUGGAAGGUACUUCCAUCGAAUUGAAACCAACCCAUAUUGUGAUGAAUGAAAAAGUCGCCGCCAUUGGGGUGUGUAAUAAUGAUGAAUUCCCCUGCCAGGACGCACACCCGCAUAUCCUCGUUGCAACUGCUCCAGAUGCCACACAGGAAGAUAUUGAUGAUGUAACCAAGAAAGGAAAGAUUAAGAUAUUUUGCGCGAGAAAACUUCCCGAUCUGCCACCUGAUAUCACCAUCCCAGGCGAGUUUCGUUUCAUGCACUGGUGA
Molecule: messenger RNA, 600 nt
Organism: Trypanosoma brucei brucei TREU927
Lineage: Eukaryota; Euglenozoa; Kinetoplastea; Trypanosomatida; Trypanosomatidae
Exons: 1
Coding region: 1-600 (199 amino acids)
Source: RefSeq, a predicted model, not a curated record